Messenger RNA from Hevea brasiliensis (rubber tree), 1626 nucleotides. RefSeq names its product phenylalanine--tRNA ligase, chloroplastic/mitochondrial. Lineage: Eukaryota; Viridiplantae; Streptophyta; Magnoliopsida; Malpighiales; Euphorbiaceae. Gene Ontology annotation, biological process: phenylalanyl-tRNA aminoacylation. Gene Ontology annotation, cellular component: mitochondrion; cytoplasm. The record is from RefSeq and is a predicted model, not a curated record. Gene Ontology annotation, molecular function: phenylalanine-tRNA ligase activity; ATP binding; tRNA binding. The transcript is spliced from 10 exons. The coding region runs from base 183 to 1475 and encodes 430 amino acids.
UGGACAAAUCGCUCACAUUUCCGUCACUCCUUCCCUAUCAUUAGCGGAUUAAAAACCGGCCCUUCCCUUCUUCCUCUUCCUUCCGAACAUGGAGUCUCUAUGAGAACCCAUUGAGACUGCGGAUUGAAUGUGGUAUUUUCUAUGGUUUGAGAGAUUGUUUCUCUCUCAGAAAGUGGGGAAUCAUGGCAACGGCGUUUUCGCUUGCACACUACACUCUCUUUUCCCUCAGAACAUCGUCGCUCUUUCUCCAUAGAAGAAGAAAUGCCUUUAAUCACUUCUCCGUGCCUUUCUCUAGCUCCUCAUCUCUCUCUACUACUGAUAAAAGAAAGUGCAGACGACUUGUCGUUUCUAUUCUCGAACUAGGUGGAGUCAAGAUUGCUAAAGAUGAUGUGGUUAGAGAUGAUCCCACCAACAAUGUUCCGGAUACAAUUUUUUCAAAACUUGGAAUGCAACUUCAUAGGAGGAAUCAACACCCAAUUGGGAUUUUGAAGAAUGCAAUAUAUGAGUAUUUUGACACCAAUUUCUCAACCAAGUUUGAUAAAUUUGAUGAACUCUGUCCACUAGUUUCUGUAAAACAGAAUUUUGAUGAUGUCUUGGUUCCUGCUGAUCAUGUAAGUAGGAGCUAUAAUGACACAUACUAUGUUGACUCUCAAACUGUCUUGAGGUGUCAUACGAGUGCGCAUCAGGCAGAGCUAUUAAGGGAGGGCCACACUCAUUUCCUAGUAACCGGAGAUGUCUACCGUAGAGAUUCUAUUGAUUCAACUCAUUACCCUGUUUUCCAUCAGAUGGAAGGUUUUCGUGUUUUCUCUCCAGAUGAAUGGGAGCCCUCUGGCUUGGAUGCCACAUCUUAUGCUGCUGAGGAUUUAAAGAAAUGUCUCGAGGGUUUGGCUAGGCAUUUAUUUGGUGCUGUGGAGAUGCGCUGGAUUGAUACUUAUUUUCCAUUCACCAAUCCUUCUUUUGAGUUAGAGAUAUAUUUUAAGGAGAACUGGUUAGAAGUCUUAGGUUGUGGUGUGACAGAGCAAGAAAUUUUAAGGAGAAAUGGCAGACCUGAUAAUGUCGCUUGGGCUUUUGGACUUGGAUUGGAGCGCCUGGCAAUGGUUCUGUUUGACAUACCUGAUAUACGGCUUUUCUGGUCAAAUGAUGAGCGCUUUAUUUCUCAGUUUUGUAGUGGCCAAUUGGGCAUCAAGUUUAAGCCAUUCUCAAAGUAUCCUCCCUGUUAUAAAGACAUGAGUUUUUGGAUCAAUGAAUCAUUCACUGAAAAUAAUUUAUGUGAAGUUAUCAGAGGAGUUGCUGGCGAUCUUGUCGAGGAGGUGAGCUUGAUAGAUAAUUUUACCAACAAGAAAGGAAUGACAAGUCACUGUUAUAGGAUAGCUUAUCGCUCUAUGGAACGUUCACUAACAGAUGAGGAAAUUAAUGAUUUGCAGUGGAAUGUGAGAGAACAAGUGCUGAACAAGCUAAAUGUUGUUUUAAGAUGAGACUUUCUUGGCAUCUCAAAAUGUGUGAAGUUCUUUGGUAAUACAGUUAGAGAUGACAAGCCUUUAUUUUGUAGCAAUUGUCAUUUUGUUUGAUAAAUCCAUGCUAUUAUUUUUGUUCUCUGUAAGGCAUCCUGAUAUAUUUUUAAAGGUU